Pyricularia pennisetigena is the source of this 1089-nucleotide messenger RNA. RefSeq lists its product as uncharacterized. The record is from RefSeq and is a predicted model, not a curated record. The transcript has 4 exons. NCBI's taxonomy places the organism in Eukaryota, Fungi, Ascomycota, Sordariomycetes, Magnaporthales, Pyriculariaceae. Bases 1 to 1089 code for a protein of 362 amino acids.
AUGGAGGAGUGGCAGGAGUUUCAUUCUGAGGGCCCUGCCAAUAUUCAACGGACUUUCAUCGCUCAGGAUGAGCGCACUGGGGUGCUGAAUAUCGUCCAGGGACGUAUUGAGUCGGGGGAAGGGCCCAGUGCCAACAAGAUGACAUAUUACAGAAAAAGGCUUCAGUUUCCUGGCGAUGGCGACAAAUCAGCCUUGUCCUCUACAGGCCCACUGACAACUGCCGGAUACGGAGAACCUAGCAGUGUUACACACGCCUCAGACCACAACGCUGCCAACCUACGUUUGUUAACUCCGAACGACUCAGUCUUCUGGUGCUACUUAGACCGUCCCUUGCGAAGCCAAAGAAUAAGACUAAGGAUCAAUUUAGCCCAUUUUACUGCGCCUGCCACGCUCAACACUGGAUGCCCAACUCGGGACCAGCGCAUCGAAAGGCACAUGUCAAGAGCAAACCUCUGGUCGCCUCCAGAUUGGGAUAAUGACAAAAAUGUCAAAGCUCUCAAUGCCAUUAUCAGCCCGCAACUUGAGCAAAAUUUUAUUGGGAUGUGGGAUGAGAGAUUAAAAUGCUACACACAAGGAGGCUUGCUCAACACUGUUCUUGAUCCUUCAAUACGUUUACAAGGCACUCGAAGAUGGGCUUUCUUGGAGGUCCUUGGCGAGGAUCUCGGGGCAAGUUGUCCGGAAUCCAGGAUCCAGGAUCCAGAUCCUUCUGCCAACUCGGCCUACGAGGUGGUCUGGAUGACAGAGGUGAUGGCUUUCCAUCGGUGUGCUGAAAAAGCGGAGAUAAACCCGACAGUUUGGUAUCACAAUAAAGUUAUAAUUGGUCAAGCUUUCUUGGUGCUCCACACACCACAAGAAGAGGAUUACAUUGGUGCUAAAUUUUGCAGGUCCAACAGGUACGAAAAGACAUGUGAUCUACAUGCAGGCUGUUUUCGGACUACAUACCCAAAAAGAGCUAAAGAAACACCCAUCCGUACUCAAAGCGAUUCAGAUAAUGUAAUAGUUGUAAAUAACGUUGUAAAGGUCCUCGUUACUGUGACUAAACCUCGCGCGACAUCAGGGGCUGCAAGACGAGAAGCGGUGCUAACCUGA